CCAAGAAGUAUGAACCAGCUCCUUACAGACAGUGUUCAAUCAGAUUAUGCUCCCUAUUUCUAUGACAAUGCACCAAACAGCACCAAUGGGAACAUGGCAAUGUUGAGCAUUCCUGAAGACACACCGAUAGGGUCCCACCUAUACACUUUAAAUGGCACAGAUAUGGAGGGAAAUGCUGUUACAUAUGGCAUGACAUUUGAUCCAGGAUCAAAAAACUAUUUUGCAGUGGAUCCAGAAAGUGGAAGUGUCACAUUGGUGGAAGAGCUGGACAGAGAGAAGGAAGAUGAAAUUGAGGCCCUGAUCAGUAUUUCUGAUGGUGUGAAUGAAGUUGUGGAAAAGGUUCGAAUACUUAUAACAGACGCUAACGACGAAAGCCCAGAGUUCAUGAAGAUACCUUAUAUUGUUAAUGUCCCUGAGAACACGCCGCCAGGUGCCAGUAUCUUCAAAGUAUAUGCAGUGGACAGGGACAAUGGAUCUGGGGGCAGUGUCACCUACUUUCUGCAGAACAUGCGCAGAAGCAAAUUCUCCAUUGACCGAUACAGUGGGAUUCUCCGGGUUAAGCCAAGCACAUCUUUAGAUUUUGAGAAGUCUCGGGCUCACUUUGUCACUGUUAUUGCAAAGGAUGGUGGAGGGAUACACAAAGGAAAGCAUCAGAUCCGCUCAUCAACUGCCACUGUAACAAUUAAUGUUGUGGAUGUUCAGGACACCCCUCCUGUGUUUACUGGUGUUCCCUAUUAUGGAUACGUGUAUGAAGACACAGAACCCGGUUCAGAAAUAUUUAGUGUGGUGGCUUACGAUGGAGACCGUGGAAACCCAAAUCCAAUCCAUUACUCAAUUGCACAUGGAAAUGAUGGUUCCUUUGAAAUAAAUAGUACAAAUGGGGUCUUUACACUUCUGAAAACUACAGAACAACUUCAGAAGGAUGUUUACAAGUUAUUAAUUCAGGCCUCAGAAGUUGACCCAGAUGUCGAUACACCAGUGUUUAUGACAGCCAUGGUGACAAUCCAAGUGGUCGAUCUCAACAAUCAUCGGCCCACCUUCUAUGGUGAACAUGGACCCCAGUCACAAUUUGAGAUCACGAUGCAGGAACAUCCACCUGCGGGAGAGAUACUGCGUGGUCUGAAAAUCACAGUGAAUGAUUCUGAUCAGGGGGCAAAUGCACAAUUUAGCCUCACGUUGGUUGGCGAUGGGGGAGUAUUCCGAGUUAUUCCACAGACCAUCCUCAGUGAAGCCCAGGUCACCAUAAUAGUGGAGAACUCAACUGCCAUUGACUACGAGAUAUUCCAAAUGUUCACUUUUGAGCUCCUUGCUGUUGAAUCCGAUACUCCAGAACAACUUAGUUCAACAGCCACCGUCAUCAUUCAUAUAGUUGAUACAAAUGACAAUACUCCCAAGUUCACUUCGCAAUUCUACGUCGCUCGGAUUCCAGAAAACUCACCUGGAGGUUCUCCUGUUAUCUGUGUAUCAGCACAUGACCCUGACUCAGAAAUGUGGGGAGAAGUCAAGUACUCAAUACAUGGAACAGGAGCAGACCUAUUCCUGAUUCACCCAAGCACGGGAGUUAUCUACACUCAGCCCUGGGCAGUACUGGAUGCUGAAGAACGAUCGAAGUACAACUUCCCCAUCAAAGCAGAGGAUGUGGAAGGGAAACACAGCUUGGCGGAGGUCUUUGUGAUGGUUCUCGACGUAAACGACCACUAUCCAGAAUUUAAUGAGAACAUUUUGGACAAGGUUAUGAUUAUUGGAUCACCUGUAAAAGUUGAGGCCAAAGAUGAGGAUGCGGAGGAACCAAAUAAUGUUGUAGAUUACUCGAUAAUGCAAGCUGACCCGGCCAACGUUUUCGACAUCGAUCAGGCCACGGGAGAGAUAGUGUUGAAGUCCUACAUCAGAUCUCUGGAGGUCAUUCACAACAUCACCAAAAACAAGGACUGCCAGUGGUCCUUGAUUGUGCAAGCUAAAGACAGAGGCUCUCCCUCCUUCAGCACAACAGCGGUUGUAAGAAUUGAUAUUACAGAGGAGACUUUUGGCAAGGGGCAUUUGGCAGACUUUUUAAUGCAAUCUAAAGAUAAUCCUAUGAAAGCGCUAGGAGCAAUAGCCGGAAUUGUUUGCUUUUUUGUGGUUCUGACUGUCAUAAUUUCCACGGUCAUGUUUUGGCGGAACAAGAAGUCCAACAGAGUGGGUCCCGUGAGACGCAUCAUAAAGCGACGGCCAGGCUGGAAACUGCAGAGCCGCAGGUCAAGGUGGUUCCAGGGUAAGAGGUCAAGGAAAAAAAGGGCUAAUUUAAUGACUUGUGCAUCCAGCCAGCACUUGCAAAACACAAGUACGAACAAUAACCGCCCGGCACUUCCACUGGCUUUGCCAAGUGCACCCUUGCUUCCCCCUCCACUGACCACUCACUCGGCCAGACUCAAUAAACCCAAAUGGGACCUACCAACUGUCUCAGGAUCCAUCAGUCCCAAAACAAACUACAACCCUCAGCAAUCAAAUAAUACCACCAUGAACAUCAAUGGAGCUCUGGUGUCAGAGCUUAAACAGCGCCUGGAGAGAAAAAUGAAAGAAGAUGCUUCUAAGCUGUACUUGUAAAAUGUUUGGAUGCUACAAUAAGUAUUGAUAUGAUUGAAAUGCUCUGUUGUUGAUGCUUUCUAUUUCUGUCAAAGAACUGUGUUUAAUAACUCUGGACAACAAAUCUUUUCAAAAGUGUUGCUUCCUCAGAAUUUUCUUUUUGUUUAUGAUAGACCGCUUGAAGCUGAACUCAAGUAUAAUUUCAGACUAGUCGUAUCACAUAGGGGUUUGGAGAAACAAGAAAUGAACUUUUAUUGAAUGUAGUGCAUUUAACUGCAUAACGGUGCUGACACUUUGCAAUCAUUCAACUAGGUUUAAAAAAGUUUUCUUGAUGAUUUUCAUUUGUACUCAGUGUCUGAGGCUUCUUGCUUCAGUAUUUAGCAAUAAUCAGCCAGCAUUGAUGGAUUCCAGUUGCCCUGAUACUGUUUCUCCGUGACCGUAAUGUCCUGGUGAAACCUUUCACUGUGCUCGUCACUGACAGUGCCACAUUUUGAAGGGAAGAAGUCUAAAUGGGGAUGCAGAAAAUAAAUCUUCAAUGGUUGUGUACACUUGAAGCAUGUUGUCAACCAGCUGCACAUGGUUUGGUGCUCUGUAGUUGCCAAGAAAAUUUUCAACAACAUCCUUGAAUGCCUUCCAUGUGAUUUUCUCCAGUCCCACUUAAAAUUGCCUGUCAUUGAUGGCCUGUUUGAUUUGCGGACCAAUAAAAAAUGCUUUCCUUAAUCUUGGCAUCAGUUGUUCUGACUGGAAUUAUGAAUUGAAAUAGCAAAUAUAGGCGAUUAUUGAAAAAAGGAGCACUGCAGGAAAACGUCACGGUGUUUUUCAUGUUCAGCAGCCCAAAAUCCACAAGAUACACCCAAAAGUAUUCAGGAAGCAAAGUCUUUGUUGUCCAGUGUAAUUGCCUGGUUUCUAACUCACUGCAGCUUUUCUUAAGAAUAAUUUAUGCAUAAUAUUACGCACUCAUUUUUCACUUAAACGUGUCAAUUACACUAGAAUCAGAUUCAGGUUUGCUAUCACUGGCAUAUGUUGUGCAAUUUGUUGUUGAAAUGUGCAUCAUAUGCAGUUUAUAGAUUAAGCAGAUAGAGUAACAAAUUUGACAAGUGGGGUCAGAAGACCACCAGAGAAUACAGAGCGAUCAGAAAGCAAAACAGUUUCAGAAGAGGACAGGUGUUACUCACAAUACAAUAGGACCACAGUGACAUAUAUAAAGUAUAAAGUACACACAAUGCUGGAGGAACUCAGCAGCUUAGGCAGCAUCAAUGGAAAGGAAUAAACAGCAGACGAUUUAAGGCCAAGACCCUUCAUCACCUUGGCCCCAACCAUUGACUGUUCUGCUCCAUAGAUGCUGCCUGACCUGCCGAGCUCCUCCAGCAUUUUUUGUGCGUUGCUCUGGAUUUCCAGCAUCUGCAGGAUCUUUAGUGUACAUAAAAUACAAUCUCUCCCUCUCAGCUCUCAAACACUGAUACUUCCAAUCUUCCACAUGAAUUCAGACAAUAAUUUCAAAGAAGAGCUUAGUUCAUUGUUUUCUCAAAGGAGGGAUCGUAAAAGGCAAGAAACACCCCUUUGGUAAUUUAUGUUUUAAUUAAAAUAAUCCUCGUUUAGUUAUAUCUAUGAAAGGAAAAUGGAUUACCACACUAAAGAAUGAUUGAAUGCUGCACAUUUUUUCAUUAAAGGGAAUCUUAAUUAUGCUGCAAUCACGAUUUUUCACACUUUAGUCACUGGAUUCUAAAUUUUAAAUCAGAAGCAUAACAAUUAAAUUAUGCCCCAUCUUCUCGCUGCCUUAAAAGUGAUGACUCCUUCUUGUCCUUACCUACCACCCCAUCAGCCUCUGCAUUCAACAUGCUAUUCCCUGCAACCUCUGCCAUUUCCAAAUGGAUCCUACUACUAAUCAUUUCUUAACCUUCCCCUUUCUCCACUUUCCACAGGGAUCACUCACUGUGCAAUUCCCUUAUCCAUUCAUCCCUCCCCUCUAAUAUCCUUCCUGGCACUUAUUCCUGCAAACAGCCUAAGUGUUACCCCUGCCUAUACACCUCCUCGCUCCCCUACUUUCAGGGACCCAAGCAGUCCUUCCAGGUGAGGCAUCAUCUCACCUGCAAAUCUGCUGGGGUCAUCUGUUGUGUGGUACUCCCAAUGUGGCUUCCUCUACAUUGGUGAGACCUAUCGUAAAAUGGGGGACCGCUUCAUUGAGCAUCACUGCUUCAUCUGCCACAAGUAGGAAUUCCUGGUGGUAAAAUAUUUUAAUUUUGAUUUCCAUUCCUGUUCCUACAUGUUGAUCCAUGGCAUCCUCUUGUGCCUCUUUCCGGUAAACAAAUUCCAUACUCAGACUUUUUACUUCUUCUCACUUGACUAUUACUUCCCCUUCCCUUUCUCCUAUGGUCCUCUCUCCCCUCCUAUCAGAUUCCUUCUUCUCUCGCUCUUGACCUUUCCCACCCACUUGGCUUCACCUAUCACUUUCUAGCUAUCCUCCUUCCCCUCUCCCCACCUCUUUAUUCUGCCCUGUACCCCCUUCCUUCUCAGUCCUGAAGAAGGGUCUCGACCUGAAAUGUUGAUUGUAUUCUUUCUGCUAAAUGCUGCCAGACCUGCUGAGUUCCUCCAGCAUUUUGUGUGUGUUGCUCUGUAUUUCAAAAUUAGUAGCAGUCUCUGGAAAUCAUCCACAAAUCCAAUGCUAAAUUUGGAUCAUUUCAAUCCUGAUCUUUUGAUUUUGUUGCUUUUUAUUUUAGAUUUCAUUUUGCUGAAUAUAAAUGCACAGUAUCAAACUGGGUUUCAGAAAAAAGUGGAAUGACUUGUUUCUUUCAAAUCAAUUUCUGUUGUCUCAAUCUGCUCAACAGCGAUGAAGUAAUUUUGAGGUGUUGCCAUUGUAACAUUGGAAACCCAGAUGAUAUGUCUGAUUAAGCAAGAUUAAUCUGAUGACUGUCAGUGCAAUGAAUGUUUUUUAUGUGCAUGUUUUUCAAUAUACAUAUUCAUUCUGAGAAAAUGGAAUAUUGUUCAUGUCAUGGUUCUUUAUAAUUUGUUACUUGUCAGAACAGAUCUCUAGGAAUGAUCACCUGUAGGACAAUGUUCGCAUUUUUUUUGCAUUGAGACAGUGACAGAAAUGUUUUAUGUGCUGAUAUAAAAUUCCUUCUGCUUCAAUUAUGGCAUUUGAAAAGAAUAGUGUGAUAAUUAAAAUAGUGAAGAAAGAAUUUGUAUAAACAGAUGUUCAGAUUCAGAUUUAUUUAUCGCAAGUGCAUCGAACCAUACAGUGAAAUGUGCCAUUUGCUUUAACCACCAACGCACGUACUUGACAGAACAACACAGAAUACAACAAAAUGGAACAAAACAACAUCAAAAAGUCCCCUUUCCUCCCUCCCACCCUCCCACCUUAUUCCCAUGCUUAAUAUGGAUAAUAGAGCAUUGUCUUCUCAACCAAACUUUCAUUUGAAUCUGCUUGCUGUGGGUUAAACAUAUUCAGUGAUCCUGCCAAGCUUUACUGAAACACUGCCCAAAGAAAAGUUGGUGGGAGGAUACAGGAAAUGAUCUUCAUUCCUUUAUUCUGGAGCAGAACAAGUAGAGUGGAAAGGGAAGAGAAGGAAAUGAGUGAAGAGGUUACUGUUUCAUUAGUAUCCACCAUUGUAGGGAGGUGGGGAAACAAUAGAUAUUCAGCCUUCUGUGGCCAGGGAUAGGAUGAGUGUUUGGCAAAUCCUUUUUGAUGGUGGGUGUACACUUCAUUUCUACCUAGUGCACUUCAAGGAUGCUUUGCUGGGAGACAUAGAGUACUCAAUGAAUGUCCGUUGCCUCUCUAGAUGAAAUCCUUUCAGUUCACAGAAUAGCACUGGGAUAUUUAGUUGUAAGUUUGGUAUAGUUCUUGUAAAGGGCUCAGGGCAUUAAAAGGCUUUGGAGUUCUAAUUUUUCUCUGUCUUUUUUUCUGUUUUGUGGAUGUCUGCGAAGAGUAAGGAUUUCAGGUUGUAUACAUUUUCUAAUACUAAACUGAAGCAUUGAAGGCAAACUUACAUUUCCCAGUCUUCAAAUAUGUUGUUUUGUAUUAUAUGCUACUUUGAUAAAUAAAAGUUA
Molecule: messenger RNA, 6606 nt
Organism: Hypanus sabinus (Atlantic stingray)
Lineage: Eukaryota; Metazoa; Chordata; Chondrichthyes; Myliobatiformes; Dasyatidae
Gene: cdhr1a
Product: cadherin-related family member 1a
Exons: 17
Coding region: 10-2583 (857 amino acids)
Biological process (GO): homophilic cell-cell adhesion
Cellular component (GO): plasma membrane; catenin complex
Molecular function (GO): calcium ion binding; cadherin binding
Source: RefSeq, a predicted model, not a curated record